AUGCGCUACGCCAUCAUCAACAGCCUCCUCUUUUUGGCAGUCUCGCCACUAGGCGUCGUGGCACGUCCCAUUGACCCCAACGAUCUGGCUGGUCAGUGGGAUCCGAGUGGACAGUACCGAAAGGGUCAGUGGCAGCAUGGUGUCUUCGUUGCGAACAACGGCGGUGACAGCAACAACCCAAACGGCCAGGUUGAGCAGAAUAGCCAGUGGCGCAAGAACAACCAAAACGGCUGGACUGAUGCCAACGGACAAUGGCACACAGACCAGACGCUCCAGGAAAGCAACGCCUAG
This is a messenger RNA of Penicillium digitatum Pd1, 291 nucleotides long. RefSeq names its product Cell wall/choline-binding repeat. Lineage: Eukaryota; Fungi; Ascomycota; Eurotiomycetes; Eurotiales; Aspergillaceae. The record is from RefSeq and is a predicted model, not a curated record.